Molecule: messenger RNA, 1392 nt
Organism: Arabidopsis thaliana (thale cress)
Lineage: Eukaryota; Viridiplantae; Streptophyta; Magnoliopsida; Brassicales; Brassicaceae
Product: coiled-coil protein (DUF572)
Exons: 6
Coding region: 213-1145 (310 amino acids)
Biological process (GO): mRNA splicing, via spliceosome
Source: RefSeq, marked reviewed
AAAAUGAAUAACCUAAACCGUGUGAACCAAUUAAAUGAUAGAGAUCCGCGACCGCGUUGGAAAUUAAUCACCAAUACGGCGGCGUUUUCCUGAGGUAGAAGAAGAUUCGUUUCGUUACCUGGGGAUUAGUUACAAGUCUUUUCACCAAGAGCCAAGAGUUGUGCGAUUGAACAUCAAGGAGGAGACUAGGAAGAUCGAUUUGAUUAAUCUCGAUGUCGACUCUAUCAGCUGCCAGGGCAGAUAACUUUUACUAUCCUCCAGAAUGGACUCCGGAUCAAGGUUCCUUGAACAAGUUUCAAGGACAGCAUCCUCUCAGAGAGAGGGCAAAGAAAAUUGGCGAGGGAAUUUUGGUCAUAAGGUUCGAGAUGCCCUAUAAUAUAUGGUGUGGUGGCUGUAGUUCUAUGAUCGCCAAGGGUGUUCGAUUUAAUGCAGAAAAGAAGCAAGUUGGCAACUAUUAUUCUACAAAGAUAUGGAGCUUUGCAAUGAAAUCACCAUGCUGUAAACAUGAGAUAGUCAUUCAGACAGAUCCUCAGAACUGCGAGUAUGUAAUCACUAGUGGUGCCCAGAAGAAGGUUGAGGAAUAUGAAGCAGAAGAUGCAGAAACCAUGGAGCUCACUGCUGAGCAAGAGAAGGGAAAGCUUGCAGACCCCUUUUAUCGUCUAGAGCACCAGGAAGUAGAUUUACAGAAGAAGAAAGCAGCUGAACCGCUUUUGGUCCGUCUUCAGCGAGUCUCAGAUGCAAGACAUGCUGAUGAUUACUCCCUAAACAAAGCUCUACGUGCACAACUUAGGCGACACAGAAAACGUGUAGCAGAGGAAGAGACUGCUUCAAGGAAGCUAGGCUUGGGGAUAAGACUGCUUCCAAAGAGUGAAGAAGAUAUUAAAGCUGCCUCAAACGUGAAAUUCAAGAGCAAGUUUGAUAAGAAUCGAAAGGACAAACGAGCACUGAUCCAUGCAUCUUCCAUUUUUCCCGAGUCGUCUUACUCAUCGAGCAAGAAAAGAAUGGAGCUGGAAGCAAAAAGAAGGAAAAUAAGCGCAGCAUCCGCAUCAAGCCUAUUGAGAGGAGGAUUCAAAGCUUCAUCUUUAUCUACAAACCCAUCAGCAAGCAAGCCCAAGGUUUCAUCAGUUUCUGUAAGGAAACUCUAGUUGUAGCAAAUGUACUUGAAUCGUUUGAGAAGAUGUUGUUUAUCAGUGAAGAUGUUUUUUUUAUCAGUGAAGAUGUUUGUAGCAAUUGGUCUUGUUCUUUGUCAGUUUGUCUUAUAAUAAUAGUCGCCAGUCACAUACAACGAAUCAAGUGGUGUACAUUCUUUUUUCUUUUUUUUCGCCGAGGUGUACAUUCAUUUCUUGUAGUGUUUUUACAUUCAAUAGCACACGACACGAGCAUCUAUGAGUA